Seriola aureovittata is the source of this 3268-nucleotide messenger RNA. RefSeq names its product Rac family small GTPase 3b (gene rac3b). Bases 146 to 724 code for a protein of 192 amino acids. Gene Ontology annotation, molecular function: protein kinase binding; GTP binding; GTPase activity. Lineage: Eukaryota; Metazoa; Chordata; Actinopteri; Carangiformes; Carangidae. Gene Ontology annotation, biological process: regulation of cell shape; cortical cytoskeleton organization; small GTPase-mediated signal transduction. The record is from RefSeq and is a predicted model, not a curated record. The transcript has 6 exons. Gene Ontology annotation, cellular component: cytoskeleton; cell cortex; plasma membrane.
GCGUUGCUCGUCAUCGUCCCCCUUUCACUGCGGCUCCAUCGCCGAGCGGACUGGCCCGCUGCUCUCAUCCGAGACCUCAGCGCAGACUGUCGGAUCUAUUAAAGCACCAUCGCCGGCUCCCUGAAAGCCUCCAGCUCGUGUCCAAAUGCAGGCGAUCAAAUGCGUGGUGGUCGGCGACGGGGCUGUGGGUAAGACCUGUCUGCUGAUUAGCUACACCACCAAUGCCUUCCCUGGUGAAUACAUCCCCACUGUCUUUGACAACUACUCUGCCAAUGUGAUGGUGGAUGGGAAACCAGUGAAUCUGGGCCUUUGGGAUACAGCAGGACAGGAGGACUACGAUAGGCUCAGACCACUGUCUUACCCACAGACGGAUGUGUUCUUGAUAUGCUUCUCCCUGGUCAGUCCGGCCUCCUUUGAGAACGUCCGAGCUAAGUGGUACCCUGAGGUGAGACACCAUUGCCCCAACACACCCAUCAUCCUGGUGGGCACUAAGCUGGAUUUGCGAGAUGACAAGGACACCAUUGAGAGGCUGCGAGACAAGAAGCUGUCCCCCAUCACCUACCCGCAGGGCCUGGCCAUGGCAAGAGAGAUUGGGGCCGUGAAGUACCUGGAGUGCUCCGCGCUCACCCAGCGAGGCCUGAAGACGGUAUUCGACGAGGCCAUCCGAGCCGUGCUCUGCCCUCCGCCGGUGAAGAAGAGGGGGAAAAGGUGCACCAUGUUCUGAGGAGGAAACACUGCUAUAACACUACACUGCAUCACCAUGAACAACAACCACUACUUCUCUGAGAGGAUGAGAGAAAACUAGUGAGAGUGAGUGUGCACUGCUGAGAUUGCUUUCUUUAUAUUGAUGUUUUUUCAAAGCGAUAUUGGUAACAAGGCCAAUAUUUACUCUGAUUUUUUUUACCAUUACUGAAUAGUUCAUAGGUUCUGAAAGACAUUGACUGUCCACCUACUUUGUACUCAUAGAACCACAUCAAGUUGCCAUGAGGGCUGACAAAGGUUUCUAUUACUCGUCUUCAUACUGUAACAUCUCUUCUUUCUCAGCCAUGCUUGCUUGAAUUAAUGCAGUGUUGACUAGAUAGGAAGUGAACUAUGAAUACGCCUUCAGGUCGGAAGUUACCCUUAGCUUCUGAUCUAAGAUCAGCAUUUCAAAACAAAAUACUACUGCCUGCAUUUAUAGAAUUUCACAUACUGAGUGUAAAAUAGAGAUAGUGUGGUUCCUCCACAAGAAAAGAGAACGAUAUGUUGAAGGGGAAUUCUGAUUAUUACAACAAAGCCUCAGGUUGUUGUCGUAGCCAUUGUUUCUGUUGGCUUUGUUAGCAUUGUGCUUACCAAAUCAAAUUGCUGAGACACCCCCCCACCCCCCCACCCCCAAAAAAAGGGCCUUAAGGUGGCUUCAUUUCCCUGAUUUCGACGCUCUGUCUUUGUCAACAUCUAGGGUCAAGACCUUCAUUAUGUUCCAUAUUAAAUCAAAUUACCACACAGAAAGCCUGUUAGACUAUUAGCCUAGCAGGUGAAGCUGCCCAUGGUCAACUGGAACAACUGUGUGACUGCUCAUGUUUCUUGCCCUAUUGGACAUUUCAGCAAAUAGUUUUGAUGAGUACAAAGUUGUUAGAGUUUUAGAAAUGAGGGAUAUAACUGAAAAUAGCUACGACCGAAAGGAUUAAAUGGACGAGACCUAUAAUAUUGAAACAGCAACCCAAAGUUAGAGCAGAAACUUUUAACCGCAGUGACUUUAAACUAAUCACACAUAUUUGCUUUUCUCUUAGAGCCUUGCUCACAUUUGUAAAGGCUCAUUCUUAACCAUUUGAAUACUACUGUCAUCAUAAGGUCAUCAGUUUACUCAGGUGAAGACUGAGAGAUGAGGCUGAAAAAUGAUAUUUACAAGUUUAAGAAUUAAUAUUCAAGCUCAAAUUUUAAAAGUAAAGUUUAAUAAAACAAUCUUAACUCAAGAUCCACUUACAAUCUUUUUCAUGAGUGUUUUUUAUCGCAUCCCAUGGUCUUCAUCAACAAAGACUGUGAGACAUUGAGGACUGAUCUAGGUUGGUCACUCGGCCGUCUUUGCUAAUGAAGCCCAUGAGUUGCGGUUAAAGGCUGGGUGGAAAAAGGUGUAUCCAGUCUUUUUUUUUUAACACCUGUGUUCUUACUUUCAACAGAAAUCUGAUCUUAGUCAAGUGUCUUUGGGUAACUUUAUCUAACUGUGAACACGUGACAGACGAGCAUGCCAAACAUGGGGGCUGUACAACCUUGCUGCCUGAGUUCUGCCUCUGGGGGUGGAGGAGCUUGCAUGGGUCUUAAAAUAUUCUGUCUUAAUUUAUCCCAUUGUUUAGAUCUUGUCUCUGUUCCUCUGUGUGUGUUCGUGUGUGCGUGUGUGCGUGCGUGCGUGUGUGUGUGUGUGUGUUUGAGUGAGUGUUUGUCACAGGCGUGUAUAUGAACGCUGGUGUUUGUGUGUUUGAACAAGAAACGUGUCGGUAUCAGUGAGACGGUGUUGUUUGACAGUUUUGGGAUAGCGCAUAAAAGACAGUAUUGUUUUAAGCCAAGUUUUUAGUGUCCAGUUUUUGGUACUAUUUCAUAUUGUAUUGUAGAAAUACACAAGACUUUUCAACACUCUGUGGACAUAAAGAAAGAAAAAAUGGGUAUCAAUGACAUCUAGUGAUGUACAGAAUAAUCCUUAGAAAAAGGAAUGCGUUAUGAAUAUCUAUCUACAUGUACCUGAAUAUUUAGCUCUUAAAACUAAAACAAUUCAAACUAAAGGGAUUAUAGUUGCUCAUGUCGAAGUUAGAAGUGUUGCUAACAGUGUACAAUAAAGGGGCUAAUCUUUGUGGAGUUUGUCACGGCGGCAAACGUCGCAGAUUGCACCUUUAUGACAUGCAUUUCUGUGUGGUUGCAGGCCUGCAGGUGUCUUUGUCUCCCCCGUGUGGCGAGACACAGCACUGCGGUCCACUCUGUCACGCUGUCUUUGGUUGGCAUAGCAAAACUGUGUGGUUGAAACAUGUCAUGUGGUCCUGCCUAGCUAAGGUGUUGAAAUGUAGCUGAGAAAUGCAGCAAAAAAUUCUACUCUACUAUUGCAUGGAAGUUCUCUGGUUAUUUGCCCCACUGUAAUUCUUAGGAGAGGUUGUAUGAUGAAAUGCAUUGGCAAUGUACGUAUGUAAUGUAAGAUGACUUGUAUACUUGUUUUAACUGUUUGUCUUAUUUUUUAUUACUUCACGUUUGUGUGGUGAAAUAUUUCAAUUUUUUGUAUACUAAAUACAAAUGUAUAUGUAAAGUA